Molecule: messenger RNA, 4370 nt
Organism: Cherax quadricarinatus
Lineage: Eukaryota; Metazoa; Arthropoda; Malacostraca; Decapoda; Parastacidae
Source: RefSeq, a predicted model, not a curated record
CAUCAACAUGGGUGGCAGCAGCUGCAGCGUGUGCGAUGCUGUGGCAUCCAUGACGUGCGGCGGCUGCGGCACUAUGCACUACUGCGGCAAGGAACACCAGAGGCAACACUGGCUGCAACACCGCACUCAGUGCCCACCUUACAAGAUGAUUUCAUCUCCAGAGGCCGGCAGGUACCUGGUGGCGUCGCGUCGCCUGCCAGCGGGCCAGGUGUUGGUGGAAGAACAACCACUGGCUGUGGGUCCCCUGUCUAUCUCAGAGCUUGUCUGUCUCGGCUGUCAUGGUCCUAUCAUAGGCAACGACUUCCCUCGCUGUCCAGAGUGCUGGUGGCCACUGUGUUCCCUAGAAUGCGCCUCCAGCAGCCUUCACCAGGCAGAGUGUCCCAUCCUGGCCACUGAUGUCAAGCACAUAGGGCCACCAACUACUCAGAUGGAGACGCUUCGUUACGAUGUCAUUCUUUCCAUUCGCUGCCUCCUCUUGAAGUCUAAGAACCCCACGGCGUGGCAGACACUUAUGUCGAUGGAGCAUCACUCUGAGCAGCGACAGCUCAACCAAGAGGACAAUCAGAUAGUUACUGUCCACUACAUGAAAGAAGUGCUGAAGCUGGACUACGAUAUUAAAACUCUUCGUCAAAUAAGAGGCGCCAUAGCUACGAAUGGCAUGGAAAUAAGAAGCAAGAAGAACGUGAGAGUAAGAGCAUUGUAUCCAAUAGUGCGGCUGUUCAACAACUCUUGUGUACCCAACGUGAACAUGUCUUGUGGCGUUGAGGGGACGAUGCAAGCAAGGACUACAGUGCCCCUCAAGAUCGGAGAGCCUCUUUGUAUCUGCUACACAGGGGCGCUAAUGCCUGCCUGGGAACGAUAUGGCACUUUAACCAGGAAUUAUCACUUUACAUGCAACUGUACCCGCUGUGAAGACCCUACGGAACUAGGAACCUAUUUUUCCUGCCCCAGAUGUCCAGAUUGUAAGGGGUCCUACAUGUUGUCCUCCACAUGGCUCGACGAGACUGUGUGGAUGUGUCCUACCUGCAAGCUGGAGAAGACUGACACUCAGGUUCGAGAGGACAUCGACGACUGGCUUCAAAGAAUAUUAAUGGACGGCAUAUUUAACACCUUCAAGAGAGCCAAGGCUACGCUGAAAAAGGUAGAGGAUCAGUUUCAUGCUCAGCACUACGUAUGGAUGCGGGCGGCGCAGUCAGCCUUGUUCCAACUGUGCGACAACAACACUGAACCGGCGCUCAAGCUCAGGAUUAAAACCUGGAAGAAACUCGUGCAUUUGUAUAGCGUGCUUGAGCCAGGCCUCACGAAGAGAAGAGGUAUGACGCUGCUGGAGAUGGGCAUCAUAAUGCUUCGGGCAGCCAAACUGGAGUAUGAUGAGGGCGACCCUUUCAUGCCAGAGUUCCUGAAGCAGCUGCAGGAGAUAUCGGAGUAUCUGAAGGAGGCCACGCAGAUCCUGCAGCUGGAGCCGGUCGGGACGCGAGGCCCGGUGCUGGCACAAAAAGCUGAAGAGAAGCGAGCGGAGGUGGAGGAAUUCCUGGAUCGUCUCGACUCCAGCUGUGUGAGGGCAGAGUGAUCUCGAGAGAGAAAAAAAAUGCUUACACUGAUUAACCCAGGAAGGCUAUUAAUAACCCAGGGUAUCCCCCCAAAAAAGCCUAGUAGUUUGCCUUAUUUUCCUUGGAGUCCUUCAGUCUUUUUUCUUGCAAUGUUAUCCAACACAGCCGACUGCCUAUUUGGUACCUAUUUACUGCUAAGUGAACAAGGGCAGAAGGUGUAAGGAGACUUGCUAAUACAGCUUGCACUGCUUUGCGAGACUGAUGGGCCCAAGGAGUAAUUAACCCAGAUUCUCCUUUUUAUUCAACUAAUAGGACAGUAGACUUUGCUGUAGUCAGUUGUGUAUAGAAUAGUGGCUCUUGGCAGAGGAUCUAGUUCACUUUACAUUUAAGCAUUAACUACUGUGUUAUAAAGUCGGUGUGAUAAAGGAACUCUCGUAUUUAAUGAAGAAAAAACAAGUCACAGUACUGUGGCUUUGAAAAUUUCUAUACGUACUGCCCCUUUGUAAGCUGCAAAAGUUAGCAAGUGCUGCUCACACAGACGCCACGAGUGGAUUCUCCCAGGCUUACAAAUGGCUCAUGCAACAACUUACUGAUAAUGACGUGAAAUACCUAACUGUACUAAAGAAAGGGUAACUCACUUGUCUAGAUGGGAUGCUAAGUUUCCUUUCUCCCAGUACCUCAUUAGUGGCGACGCUUCCGGUGUACCUGCGUCUGCCUGGACAACCCUCGAAAUUUCAAAAAGUGCUUCCGCAGAAAAUUGGCCAAUAAUGCUGACUGGGAAACGAGUAUCUAGUUCGUUGGGAUACAAGUAAGUAUCCCACGGUUUAGGGAAAGCUCCGUUGGUCUUGUUACACAAUCCAAGCGAUUUAGUGCCAGUGUUUUGGUAACACGCCUGUCACGCCUCGUCUCUACGACCUCUGACAUGUAAUUGAACUAGCUAGCUCCUCCUAACUGAUUUCGUUCAUAUUUGACCUAUUUCUAACUAUUUUAGGUCCUAAACUGUAUUAAUAAUUCUUACGUUAUUUAUUAUUUUGUGUACCUACGUAACUCUUCCUAGAAGGUUAAAUAUUAGUAAUAUAUACGAGUGUGAUGUAAGUGGGUAUGUUAAGGGCUCUUAAAGCUUAAACAUUAUAAACGUUUUGUGGAAUAUUUUGGUAAUCCAAAUAAUUUCCACAGUGGCUAUCAACAUUCACAAUUCGCAAACUAGAAAACGUUCCAGUCUGUACUGGUCAGUUAUUAAGUAGCGACUUGAUAUGGUCGAGGAAGGAUGGGAGGUCCUCAGGUACCAUUUUCAUUUUGUUGGAUAAGCCACCUCUUGUUUCAAGUACUAUGAAUUUCAAUUAUAUUCACGGGGAAGCAUCAAACCCGUCAUGAUGAUAAUGCCUGGGUAAUGGAAGGUCCCUCCUAAUCAUGAGUUAUGCGAAGAAGGGAUGUGUAGCUUCAGUGUUUUCGACGUAGCCCUUAAGCAGCAUUAAGACACUCCAUAAAGGUUCAGGUGCCAUGAAUAUAUCCCUCCCUUACCAGGGAGAUACAAUAUGUAAGAUAAUAUAACAUGCUGGUUAUGCCAUUUUAUAGAAAAGACGUCUCGUUCACCAUACUAAGAAUUGAUAAAAGUCCCUGGUGUAAGAAACGUCUAAACAAAAUGGCGCAAAUCGCACACUGUAUUUUAUUAACAUACUUGCACUGUAUGUAAAUCACUGGUAUUAUAUAUAUACCAGUGAUUUGCAUACAGUAUAAGUUGGAAUCGCCUACUUGGCCAACUUUCUCCAGAGUUGUGUAGUUACGUGGGAUUAGCUGUUUUAAACACGAUGACUGUCCAGUCAUUAUUUGUAAGUGUCCUCGUCGUUGUGAUUUACAUCGUGUUGCACAGAUUACUGUCAUUUUGUGUAGCCCAGUCAGUGUUAGUUUUUAAUGGGGUACGAUCUGAUUAUAACUCCUUUGUUUUCUAAUACUGGCUCAGCUAAGCUACCUCUCUGCCCACCUCUCUCUCACUCCAUCUCUCACUCCAUCUCUCACUCCAUCUCUCACUCCAUCUCUCACUCCAUCUCUCACUCCAUCUCUCACUCCAUCUCUCACUCCAUCUCUCACUCCAUCUCUCACUCCAUCUCUCACUCCAUCUCUCACUCCAUCUCUCACUCCAUCUCUCACUCCAUCUCUCACUCCAUCUCUCACUCCAUCUCUCACUCCAUCUCUCACUCCAUCUCUCACUCCAUCUCUCACUCCAUCUCUCACUCCAUCUCUCACUCCAUCUCUCACUCCAUCUCUCACUCCAUCUCUCGAAAAAUUAAUGUGGUUAUAAUUAUAACCUUAAUUUUUAAAGGAGGUGGACGUGUAAGCCAAUGGAAGGUCUUGGUCAGAUGACCAAAAGCUUCAGUGGUGGGACAUCGUAUGACUGAAGACCUGAGUCAGGAAACGCCGCCUGUUUCCUGACGAAUUUUACCUAACCUAACAAAAGCUGUCACUGUCGGUAUAUUAUACUAUUUUUAACAUACCCCCCCCCUCUCUCUCUAUAUCCUGGUAUCACAAGAAUUUUCACCUUACAUAUUACUGUAACACUCACACAGUAUCACUCAACAAUGUUACGCUCCAGAUUAAACAAUAAAAGGAAAACACAAUACUGAUAUUUUACAAGAGCAUUUGUUACUGUUCUUGUUAUCAUACUUGGACUUGUAUAUAAAAUUCAGCCCCUUUUCUGUUCUACUUAAGGACAACUUAUUCUGUAAAUCUGGUUUUCUGUUUUUAAAUUUAGAUUUUUUAUUGUGGAUUUUUAUAAAAUUUAAAAGUAUAAAGUGACAAACACAAAUAAUCGUUUUAAUGAAC